Molecule: messenger RNA, 966 nt
Organism: Aspergillus versicolor CBS 583.65
Lineage: Eukaryota; Fungi; Ascomycota; Eurotiomycetes; Eurotiales; Aspergillaceae
Exons: 3
Molecular function (GO): dioxygenase activity
Source: RefSeq, a predicted model, not a curated record
AUCAAUAUGUCUGCUCCAUCGCUCCCCCAUUACACGCCCGCCGAACCCACCAAGGAACCUUUGGACUAUGUCCAGCUCGUCAAUCUCGACCUGGCCAAGUUUGAUACCGCUGCUGGUCGCGAGGAACUCGCUAGCAGUCUCUUUGAAGCAGCUACAGGCCACGGCUUCCUCACUGUGACCAACCAUGGGAUCUCCGAUGCAGUGUAUCAGCGGCAAAUGCAGAUCGCCAAUGGAAUCAUGACACUCCCUCCGGAGGAGAAAGCCCCCUAUGAAGUGACACCCGAGGAAGAUGCCCGUGGCUUGUAUGUCGGCUUCAAACCUGCAGGACCCCUUGGCCACAAGGGUGGUUUCCCCAAGCAGCUCGACCACUAUAACAUCCUCGUACAUGACCCCAAGAACCGUCCACACCCAGAGAUGCUACGCCCACACCUCAAGGAGACAUACGAGGUCAUGCACUUCAUCCGCAACCACAUAUUGAAGAAGCUGCUCACCCUGAUGGCGAUGGUUCUCGAGAUGCCCGAAGAGGAGAUUCACGACACUCAUGCCCUUGGUGGUUCCAAGACCGAAUACAUCCGUUACAUGAUAUGCGAGCCUCGUCCCAAAGACGAGAGCGAGAAAUACCGUGAUAUCUACCUCUCUGGUCAUACCGACUGGGGUUCGUGGACUUUUCUCUUCUCACAGCCCAUAGCUGCCCUGCAGGUCCUCGACCACCGAGACGGCCAAUAUCGCUGGGUCAAACACCAGCCUCAUGGGUUGGUGAUCAACUUUGGCGAAGCGCUGGAGCGCCUUACGGGUGGUCUUUUCAAGGCCACCAUCCACCGCGUCGUGCAGCCCCCGGUCGACCAGCGUCAUCUCCGUCGCAUCGGUGUUAUCUACUUCGCGCGACCUGCGGACGAUCAGGAACUUUCCCCUCUGCAGGGAUCCCCUGUUUUGCGGCGAAUGAGCCGUGACAAGCCCAUGGACGAC